Octopus sinensis (East Asian common octopus) is the source of this 711-nucleotide messenger RNA. RefSeq lists its product as uncharacterized. The record is from RefSeq and is a predicted model, not a curated record. NCBI's taxonomy places the organism in Eukaryota, Metazoa, Mollusca, Cephalopoda, Octopoda, Octopodidae. The transcript has a single exon. The annotation marks the transcript as partial.
AUGGCUUUAGCAUAUCCAAGUCUAAGAGGAAUUAGUCACCGCGAUAUUGCCAUCGCCACGGCUACAACAGCAGAUAGCAUUAAUUGGCUUAAGAGACAUGGCCUUUUGAAUACCCAGAAAAUAUGUAUAUCGUGUGGAGGUACCAUGAGUGAAAUAGCGAAAAAAAGUAUAUCGGAUGAAGUAAUAUGGUCGUGUGGAAGGCCUUGUCGAAAAACCGUUUCAAUUAGAAAAGGAACAUUUUUAGAAAAUAGUAAAUUGAAGUGUCAACAAAUCAUAGAUAUAUUGUAUUACUGGGCCAAAGAAGAUUUAGCCAAGGGAAUAGGACAGGAAUGUCAUUUAGCAAAUGUAGCCGUGACAGAUUGGAGGAAUUUUUGCCGUGAUAUAUGUGCAGAAUAUUAUGUUGCACAGAACAUUAAGCUCGGAGGACCGAACCGAAUCGUAGAGAUAGACGAAAGCGCGUUUGUUAGAAGAAAAUAUAAUGUUGGCCAUCGGGUUAAAACGCAGUGGGUGUUUGGUGCUUUAGAAAGAGUUACCAGAUGUUUAUUAGUGGCAGUGGAAGAUCGGACAGCGGACACUCUUUUACAAAUUAUACGAGAGCGUAUAUUGCCUGGUACAACCAUAAUUUCCGACCUUUGGCGUUCGUAUAAUACGCUCAAUCAGCUAGGAUACAGACAUUUGACUGUGAAUCAUUCAAUAAAUUUUGUUGAUCCG